This is a messenger RNA of Strongylus vulgaris, 339 nucleotides long. NCBI's taxonomy places the organism in Eukaryota, Metazoa, Nematoda, Chromadorea, Rhabditida, Strongylidae. The record is from the annotation of a GenBank genome assembly.
AUGAUAGAGCCGCUAUACUCUGCUGAUUCGGCUGUAAAGCCAGUAAACCCACAGGUUGGCUCUGCUGCCCAAUAUGAAGUAGAUCAAGCUGAAGUUGUCAUGAUGCCACGCAUCGCAGGCGAAGAAUUUGAUGAUUUAUCAUUAGAUGACGUUGAGGCGAGACUAUUACCAAGAGGAAUAUCUGUUGUUUCUGUAAAUCGACAUUGUGGUAGCCGUGCAAGCUUGACGAGCAGGAAAAGCGUUUUGGACUCCCUUCGAAAACAAUUUAGCCGGUCAGUUCUGUUUCUUAAUCCAAAUCUGCUUCCUAAGCACAUAUCAUAUUCAUCACGUUUGAUUUAA